UUUUGUGUUUUGAAAUUUCAUAUUUAGACCAGUCUUUACCUGCGCACAAAGAUGCCACGCUCCAAACGCGAUAAGAAAGUUUCGUUAACAAAGACCGACCGCAAGGGUCUGGCUUGGAAACAGCGAUUCGUCGAUGAUAUCAGAUUCUGUGUAGGAAAGUACCCCAAUAUAUUUGUGUUCCAGGUGCAAAACAUGCGCAACAGUAUACUGAAGGACCUGCGACAGGAAUGGAAGAACAACUCGCGCAUCAUCUUUGGGAAAAACCGCGUAAUGCAAAUCGGCCUGGGACGCACAAAGAGCGAAGAAAUGGAAGCAGGUCUGCACAAGCUCGCCAAGCGCCUUAACGGCCAGGUGGGUCUACUGUUCACAGAAAAGUCCAAAGAGGAAGUCUUGGAAUGGGCAGAAAAUUACUGGGCGGUGGAAUAUGCGCGAAGUGGUUUUAUCGCAACCGAGACGGUUACAUUGCCAGCCGGUCCCCUCGAGGACUUUGCCCACUCCAUGGAGCCCCAUUUGCGUUCGUUGGGCAUGCCCACCAAGCUGGAAAAGGGCAUCGUGACCAUCUACAGUGAUUACACCGUAUGCGAAGAGGGAAAGGUCCUUACACCCGAGCAAGCGCGUAUACUCAAAUUGGUGGGCAAACCAAUGGCCAAGUUCCGAAUGACGAUUCAGUGCUCCUGGACAAAGAGUGAUGGCUUCCAGUUGCACGUUGAGGACGGAAUAAACGACGAAACCCAAGUCGACAGCGCCGUAGAAGAGGAUGCCGAGGAAAUGGACGAAGAUGAUGAUAAUGAGGACGAAGCUGAAUAAAUUAGUUUUAAGUUUAGAAUUAAUUUUUUAUGUAUAUAUGAAGUAAAAUACAUAUAUAUGCACAUACUUUUAUCAGA
Molecule: messenger RNA, 884 nt
Organism: Drosophila persimilis
Lineage: Eukaryota; Metazoa; Arthropoda; Insecta; Diptera; Drosophilidae
Gene: RpLP0-like
Product: mRNA turnover protein 4 homolog
Exons: 3
Coding region: 52-807 (251 amino acids)
Biological process (GO): ribosomal large subunit assembly; ribosomal large subunit biogenesis; rRNA processing
Cellular component (GO): preribosome, large subunit precursor; nucleolus
Molecular function (GO): RNA binding
Source: RefSeq, a predicted model, not a curated record